AUGAAAUCUUACAUUUCUAUUACAGCAGCUGCUCUACUUGGAACUGCUUAAUCCUCUUAACAUUGGGCUAUUAACCCAGAAUAAUUCGAUCGUUUUAGAAUAGCUCAAAUUGAAGUUCCCUAAGUUUAAGAUUUCGCUCAUUCAUUCAAGUUUGAUAACUCAGGUAGUUAUAACGAUAUCAAUCUGGAGAACAAUGAGCAAACUCAUCACAAAAAGAGAAGCAAAAGAAGCCAUGGAAAUAACUUCGCCACAGAUGCCAGCAUCAAGAAUACUGGCAAUGAUAACAAAUUCACAAUUACCGAAAAUGGAAAGCUCUACGUUCAAGGAGGAUUUGGUACUUACUUGCCCGAAUAUAGACUAUAUGAUGAUUUGAGAGUUGAAGACUUUGCAAGUUCUUUCAAAUUUGAUAAUGGUGGAUCAUUGAACAAAAUCGCUAUUACUAACAGUGAUGCUCCUAAACACAAGAAGAAGUCAUCAGGCUCAAUGUUCGGUGAGAACUUUAACUUUAAAAAUUCAGGAGACGGUAACGCAAUUUCAUUCUCCAAUGGAGACUCAUCAGAUGGAACUGAGACAGAUUUCUCAAAGAAUUUCAAAUUCACUAACAGUGGAAAGAAAAACAACAUUGAUAUCACUAACAAAGGUGGAUAGUUUGCUAAGGAUUUUGGUCUUGAUAACAAAGGUGGUGAUAACAACAUUGCUAUCACUAACUAUGGUGAAUAGUUUGCUAAUGGUGCUAAUAUUAAGAACUCUGGAUCUCAAAACAAGAUUGGAAUCAUAAAUAAAGGCGAUGAAUUCUCAAAGGGUUUCAAUUUAGACAACAAAGGAUCUAAAAACAGUAUUGGCAUUAAGAAUGAAGGAGAUCAAUUCUCAAAGACUUUCUCAGAGACUAACAGUGGAUCAAAGAACAAGAUCGGAGUAGUUAACAGAGGUGAGCAGUUUACUAAUAAUUUCAAAAUGAAUAACAAAGGUUCGGACAAUUCAAUCGGUCUCAACAACUAUGGAGAUAAGUUCUCUAAAACCCUAGACAUGACUAACAGUGGAGCUAAGAACAGCAUUGGAAUUAAUAAUCGUGCUGGCGAUCUAACCAACAACUUGAACUUCAAUAACAAAGGAUCUGACAACUUUAUCAGACUUAGAAAUAAAGGUGAUCAGUACGCUAAAAACAUCAACAUGAUUAAUAGUGCCUCAAGGAAUGACAUUGGUCUCGAAAACAAUCUUAAUGUCUAAUAAUAUCCAUACUACUACACAGUAGCUCCAUACUACUAUCCAUAUUGA
Stylonychia lemnae is the source of this 1275-nucleotide messenger RNA. Lineage: Eukaryota; Ciliophora; Spirotrichea; Sporadotrichida; Oxytrichidae. The record is from the annotation of a GenBank genome assembly.